This is a messenger RNA of Plasmodium coatneyi, 6702 nucleotides long. RefSeq lists its product as uncharacterized. Bases 1 to 6702 code for a protein of 2233 amino acids. The record is from RefSeq and is a predicted model, not a curated record. NCBI's taxonomy places the organism in Eukaryota, Apicomplexa, Aconoidasida, Haemosporida, Plasmodiidae. The transcript has a single exon.
AUGCACACUUUAAAAACACUGCAGAGCGACUACCAGAGUGAUGAAGACGUGGUCAUUGAAGGCAGGAUAAGACACCCGUUUUCCCCAAAAUGGAACUCGCCCAGGGGGGGAAUGAAAAGCACAGCCCCCUUACGCGAGCGCUAUGAACAUGAUGGCAGUGCUUGUAAUGGUGUUGACGGUGGCAGUGGUGAUGAUCGGAACGAUCAACGUUAUUAUCAUUAUGGCGAUUACCACCACUACCACAAUGGGGACGAGAAAAGAAAUCCAUCUGCCAAAGAGGAAAACUUCAACUCGAAGAAAGGCGUAUCCAAGUGGGGCAACAACGCUCAUCGGGGAGACAUGCCUCAAGGGGAUACUUCUCAUUUCCAGGGCAGGGGAUCAAAUAACUACCCAACUGCACUGCAAGAAAAUGUAAAAAAAACAAAACUUAAAAUGUACAAAAAUUUGAUAGAGAAAAGAGGGCUAAUGAACUCUGGAAAAUUUUUUCAAAUGGAAUUUGAAAAAAACAAAAAGGGGAGUAAACAUCAGCAGAUUGAUGGUGUUGCAAAUGACAAAAACAUAUGGGUUGGUUCACCUUCAAAAUUCAGCAGCCAUCUCCGCGCAGCCAAACUUGUUAGACCAUUCAUGAAAGAAAAAAAACAUUUUAUCAUCCCAUCUGAAGAAUCGCUACCAGAACAGAGGAUCCCAAAUUGUCCACCUAAAAAGUACAGCCCAUCAGUGGAAUCCUGGAAAGAGGCCGCAAAUUUGGACAUGCGUUUAGACAAUCCACUCACAAGCCGAAUUGGCCAAAAGUUAACGAAAAAAACAUACCGAUUUAAUUAUAGUAACAUCCAUAUUUGCACCUUUAAAAGCGUUAAUGAUAACUAUGUUAAAUUUUUUAGGAGAAGAUUAAUGAGGAGUAAAAUUCAUGCAUUGAUGAAAAUGCAAAAGGGGGAAGGAACAGAAGGAUUUUUCAACCCGUUUGUGAAAAUUCUGUUGAAAUAUGAAAUUCCCUUCAUGUGGAAGACGGAAAUUUUUCACCAACAUAAGCACUACUUGGGAGAGUCCAAAGGGGGGGAAAGGGGUAAUACUCACCCAUACCAAGUUGGUGGAACUGGACCACUGACUCAUUUAAUAAAGGAGGGAGACUCAAGUGGGGCCAUUUCCAAUAUGAGUAAUUUAACUCAGGAAGGAAACUUCAGUUCGAACCGGAGUUAUGACCAUACACAUGGACUUCUAAAUAAAAUUGAAAACAAAGCAGCGACCAAACAUUCUGAGGAUGCACCCAUGGGGGAACAACCAAAUGAUCAUUCCCCAGUGACAGAAUGGUCGACUGCCGGUGGCAUCGUCGAUUCUUACCUGAACAAAAACGCAGAUUAUUUUGAGCAGAACUUUCUCGAAGAGGAAUUUUGCGUGGGGAGCGUUUCAAUGGUGCAUGGUAGUGACGCUGACUGUUGUGAUGCCCAUCCGUGUCAUGCCGAUUCGUGUGAGGUUAACCUUUCCCUGGACGAAUCCAUAAAAACCCUCAUAAGCAACUGCAACAGUAUUUUUAACAACCACUCCAGCAAACCCCCGGGGGAGGAUUUUUCCCAAGCGAAUCAGACAGAGGCCACAGGGAAGGGGACCUUUUCCGUCAAAUUCCACCCACAGAACUAUGACGAAAUUGACCUCCUUAAUGACGAUUGGGUUAUGAACCUAAAUCGUGGACAAGAAGAAAGAACCCUUCCGAGGGAAACAAAUCCAAAAGGUGAAAAAUGCCAACUGGUAAAAGAGGAGAGGCAACCAAUUUGUGACGACUCCUCCCUUGAGAAAAAACACCCUGAAGAAGAAAAACACAGGAAUAACCCCAACUCAACAUAUGUGCGUAAUUCGCGCAGAAGCGGCCAAAUUAAUUCUCACCAAUUCGAAGUGCUACCACCAGGAGGAGAAAUAGCAUCGAAAGAGUUUCGACCAUCGGGGCAGGAUAAAGAAGAAUUGUACACACACGCACAGCAUGACACGCACAAGGGUGAAAAAAUUUGCGCACUGAAAAAAUUGCACAAAAGUGUGAAAGAUAAACAUCCAUUCGUACUAUUACCCGUAGGGAAGGACCAUCAUAAGGGGGCAUUAUCCGACCAGAAAAAUACAAAUAAAGAUGAAGGGAAGAAAAAAAAAAAUUGCUGCAAAAUGAAGAUGAAAAUAUGCCCUAAUGUGGGACUCCCAUAUACCCCUACCUGCCGUCUACACAACAGUGCAUGCAAUAAGAGACACAUAAGAAGAAAAAAAAAUGAUAAGAAGGAUAAUGAAACCAUCAGCUAUUUUCGCUUUUAUAAGAAGAACCUUUUAACCACAAAAGGAGAAAAAAAAAAACGUGUAAACAGCCACGGGGAUAAUUGUAACGAAUGUCCUGUGACUCUGGCGCAAAAUGUCAUUUCUCCCUGUGGGGACUCCGAAAGUGCCUACCAUUUGGAAGAAAAAAAGGAAAAACAUAAAGUUUUGUCCACCAUUAAGAGCGUUCAGGAGAGCGUCCAAAUAACAGCAAAAGGGAAAGACAAACAAAACCGUAUUGUCGGUCAGGCAAAUCGCAACGUAAGAAAUCGAAGUACACACACAAGCACCCCCCAAGGGAACAUUCCAAAUGAGAUACAUGUUGAUAAAGAAAAUAACAAAGCGGAAAUAAAUUCCAUUAAAGGAGAGCAACAUUCCCAAAAUGGCUUCACUCCAAACGGGAUGGAAAGUAAUGCACAGACUUCACCGAACGGUGAGCCACUCCAAGCGAAUCCCAUAAAAAAUGACCAUCUCACUGCUCAUAGGGGUAAUAACGAGCACACCCAUUUGAAAAGGAAAAAGGGUAUCGUCACAUACGGUAACAAAUCCAGUGACGUCUUCACGUCGAAAAAUCGAACGCGUGGAGACACUUUCCAGGGAGAAGAUCCACUCCCUGAUAACGCCAUUUUGGACCACCACAGUAGCGAUAUGGGCUCAUCCCAAAUGAAUCAAUCAGUGCAUGAAAUAGAGUUGAACCUCUUGAAGGGGCAUGUCUCUCUACAUUUUUAUGGAGAAAAUGGAACGAAGGUCCUUCAAUUUAGUAUCGAAUUGGAGGUACUCGAACAGAACUGCAAACUGUUUAAGGGUAUAAGCGAGAGUUCAGGGGUAGUCACCAAUUCGGACGCAAAUCUAGGUCGAGCUGUCAGCAGAAGUGCCGGCCAAAAUUGCAGUGAUCUUCCUGUAAACCCCACCAAAGCGACCAGUCGCAUUAUCAAAAAGGAAGAUAUCAUAAAAAGUUACUGCAAUCGCUUGACCCUGAGUGAGCAGAAGGAACACAUUCAACGCACCAUCAGUAACUCGCUCAGCGUGGAAAAUUUCACAGUCCUAUUUACACUCCUAAAAAUGAAAAAAAAAAUGAACAUUCUGUUACUACAAAUUAACAAAAUAACAGACGAAAUAAGAAGGCUUCUCAUAAUGAUAGAAAAGAAGCUAGAAGAAAUAGACAGCCUUACACCCCAAUUGGAAUUCCUAAGGAGUGUAAAAAAAGAGGCAAAAGUUACAGUCAUACAAAAGUGCAUGAACUUCUUCCUACGCAUAACUAGCAUAUACAGCAACAUCGUCACUUUGAUAAAAACACAAAAUGCGAUUUUUUCACAUUUCAAAUUUAACAACGAAAUGAUUAACAGUUAUUUAUUUUUUGUAAAAAAAUUCUCCACCUACAUAUCCAGCAGUGUAAUCGAAAUAGAAACAUUUUAUGUCCAAAUAAAAAACAUGCAAAAUGAGGAAGCAGAUCAAAAUUGCCUAAACAGGCAAGAAAAAUCCACACUCAAAAAAAUCCACAAAAAGUUAGAAAAUCACUUAAAUAUUCACUACAGGAAAAUAUUCAUGUUUAAACAAAUAUUAGAAAUAUAUUUAAUCGAAUUGAAAAAUUUUAAAAAGUACCAAAAAGAUUAUAUGAUUGGCAAAAUUAACAUUUUAAUUAAUUGCAAAUGUCCAUAUGAUCUUCUCCUCUUUUCCAUCCUCGUUAAAUCGAAAAGUCUCUGUGAAAUAAGUGUGAGGAAAAUAUGCCACAAUUUCGACAUCACUAAUUUUCAGACAAACAAGAAAAUAUAUGCACUCUUUUUGAACAAAAAAAUUAAAAAUAACAUUUUGAAGAAGAUUAAAACAACCGUUGGGGAAAAUGCUUACGUUACGUUAAAAAGUAUUUUUUUCUACAAUGAGCUAAAUGGCCUCAUGAAAAAUUCUUUGCGUAAUGGCGGCGUCAAGGCAGAUCGUCAUCCCAGCCAACAGGGUGAAGAAACACUGCAGGGGAACUCGUCGGACGAACUUUCUGUGCAGUCUCUCCAAGAGAAGGGAAAACCGCCUCGUAAUUUAAAUAACACGCAUGAUGCCUGGAAUAAUCCUUGUGGUGGUAAAACUGGAACGGAUGAAAAGGGGAACGUACCCACAGGGGGAGAAGAAAACCAGAAAGGGGAGUACGAGAAACAUGACGCAGGUGUAGGUCCAAGCGGGAACAACUACGAACUGGUGGAAGAAUCUAAUGAGAGCGUCCCGUCUAAUGUCACAACGAACAACCUGUCCACCUGCUCCUCCCUAAACGACUGCGAAGAUUCAAAGUAUUUACAAAACAUCGGCAAAAUUUUAAAAACGAACAAUGCGCUAACUUUAGUAAAAAAUAUCAGACGAUCCCUAGAUAUAGACAAUCUCUCCUCAUCAAACAACUGCUCGGGGAAGAACAAAAAAGAGACAUACAAAAGCAAAUGCAGUGAGGGAAAAAAGUCGAAAUUUUCCUUCCCCCCAACCGUUCAGGCGCAUUUAAACAGACCUACCCCCCAAAAUGAAGAAAAUUGCAUCAAAUUAAAUUGCACCAGGAAAAAAAAAAUCGUCGCAAAUGGAAUUGACCAAAUGAGGAAAGUCUUCAAAACGUACGAGCGGGGGAGGAAAGCAAAAGGAGAGAAGCACCCCCUAAGAAAAAACAGCUCCAUGGAAAAUGCGGCCUGCAAAACCAAUCCAAAUGGAAGAGGCGUGCCACCCCCAAGUGACAGACGCACAUGCUGUAAAUACAAGUCUGCCUUGAUCGAGCAGCAAAAUACCCCUGAACAGUCAGGCAACAAGGAAAAAAACACACUAUACAACAAAAAGGAAAAGAAAAAAAGAAAAAUCCUUGAGAACAUUGAAAAGAUAAAAGAAAUUGAAAAAAAUUAUAAACACGUACAAGAAAUUCAAAGACAAGAAAAAUUCAAAAAAAAACUGAACGAAUGGAAACUGAAUAAAAUUACAAAAAGGAACAACAUAAAGCUGUUAAAAAUUAGGGGACUGAAAAAUAAAAAAAAAGACUUGUUUACCUCGUUCGUUAAGAAGGAUAUUAACGGGAUAGGCACGGUGAUCAGGUGUCAGAUAAACAAGGGGCAGGGCAUCUGCACUGAUGAAUACCCCACGGAGGUUCCUAGCAACCAUACGGAAAGCGCUUCGUCACAUCUUAUUUCCGAGGGGGGGGAAAAAUGCGUAGAGGACAUUCUGGACAAUUUGAAAAAUUCCACCCCCACAUGCAGAAAAAUGGGAAAAAAGAAGCCCCCUUUGGGGGACUUAAAUGGAGAGGAGAGUGCUCCUACUACGCAUGAAAAAAUGCCCUCAUAUAACCACUUAACCAAAUUUGAUGAUUACACAUUUGACAGAAAUCACCUGAAAGGUUCAGGAAAAAACGGACUUAAUGGAAUUUUAAAUUAUGAAGGAGUGCAAAAGGAUGUCGUAAAAGCAGUUAACACAUCAGAAGGAGUGGCAAACCCACUGGACUAUAAUAUUAUUAUGAACGAUAAAACAAGGAGGAAUUUAAAAAAGGGGAACACAAAUUGUGAAGACGAAGUUACCCUCGAUAAUGAGAAGAACAAAGAUUAUAUUCAUCACCAGACUGACGACCAUUUCACUGAUUCCUUUUUUAAGAAAAAAUUAUAUGAGCCAUCCCCAUCGGAGACGCAUUUUUUUACCGCAGUAGAGGACGAAAAUGAGCACACGGAUAUUAUCCUUUCCCCUAGGCAGAGCAAGAACGAACCAAAAAGAUGCACCCUGAGGGUGUCAAAAAGAAACAUAAAGUAUAAGCCAUCAGAUUACACGCAUGAAUGGAACAAAAGGGAGAGGAUCCCUUCUAAAUGCAUCACGAAAGGGGAUUUUUCCUCCAUUGGGAAGAAAGGAGACCCACCAAGGAAAGUAACAGGGGGGUGUCAAAAUGCUGACUAUACAGAUCAGCGAAGUGAAGUAUCAACGGAAGGAAAUUACAUCCCAAUACAGGAAGAUGAAGACACACGUGUGAACGAAAUGGCUAGGAAAACAUUAAAUGAAUGGUUCAGCAGAAGAAAAAAAAAAACACUUCAUCGAAUUGAAAGUGGCAAAAAUAUUCCAUCUGGAUAUACAACACUUUUCCCCAUCCAAGUGAAGCACAAAAUGCAUUCCAAAAUGGCUAGUAGUUGCGGAAGGAAAAAACCAAUUUAUGACUUCCACACCGGGGGAAUUUACAGAACGAAAGAUUCGAUAGAAAGACGACGGAGAAUCGAUAACUAUGCAAAGGCUCUGAGAACAUCAGGCCCGUUAAAAAAUAUGGAAAUGUCGCUAAAAAAAAUUAAAAAUGUACCAAGUAAAGUUAAAAGGAAAAAUGUUAUUGAAUUCCUCAGACGGAGACAACGUGAAGGAAUGGCAUCGAACCAUUUGAUUUACAAAGAUGAAUACGUUUUUUUGAAAAAAAAUUUGUCCUCGAAAUUUUAA